Peronospora belbahrii is the source of this 972-nucleotide messenger RNA. NCBI's taxonomy places the organism in Eukaryota, Oomycota, Peronosporomycetes, Peronosporales, Peronosporaceae. The record is from the annotation of a GenBank genome assembly.
AUGAUGGAACGUACAUUGAAUAUGGAGAACAAGCAGCAGAGUGAAGGCAAUGACGAUAGAAAAUAUAAUGAUGUUGGUUUACCACCAAUGGUUCCAGUAAAGCCAGCAAAAGGAGUUGUAACAGGACAGGAUGGAAAAGGAAUGUGUGUGGACAUGAGGAAUGAAGGUCACAGAGAAGAGCAGAAGCAGCAUCAGCAGCAUGGAAAGCAGCAAGUAUAUGGAAAGCGAAGAGAUGGAAAGCAGCAGCAGUAUCAUGGAAAGCAGCAUCAGCAGCAUGGAAAGCAGCAGCAGUAUCAUGGAAAGCAGCAUCAGCAGCAUGGAAAGCAGCAGCAGUAUCAUGGAAAGCAGCAUCAGCAGCAUGGAAAGCAGCAGCAGUAUCAUGGAAAGCAGGAUUCAAUUUCUCAAGAGAAAGUGAAUAAUAAAUUGGAAGAAGUUACAAUGACACGGAAAAUUGCUGCACAUGUGGAUCGAAGACGAAAAUGGCCGAUGAAAGCAUUGAAAAGUGAAUCCAGUGGCAUUUCACAGACAUCUGCAAGGAUGUUAUUCCAUUGUUCAUGUCAAUUACUCAAGAAUCAGUCAUUGGAAUUUGAUGUACGUGCUCGAGAAAUGGAAGAACGUAAUGCAGCACAGAUGAGAGAGAUUCAAGAGUGGGAAAAGAGAAUUCGUAGUCUCAAACGUGAACUAGAAGAAUACACGGACGAGCAAGUACUUGAGUCAAGAGAUCGAGCUCUUGUGAAAGCUUCACAUGUAUAUAUGGCAACGCGAGGAACAAGAGAUGAACAACGAAAUGCAUUGCCAUCUACGACUGUAGGGCUUGGCGCAGUUGAGACAUCGUUGCCACCAGCGGUCAUUGCUACCGAGGCCAAGUUGCAAGACGAGCUGCAUAAACGUACGCAAAAGGUUAAGGACUUUUACAAGAGUGUACCAGGCUUUAUCAAGUUACGGGACGAGCAGACGUCUCGUUAUUUCUGA